Messenger RNA from Salvia hispanica, 1725 nucleotides. RefSeq names its product DNA primase, large subunit family. The record is from RefSeq and is a predicted model, not a curated record. Lineage: Eukaryota; Viridiplantae; Streptophyta; Magnoliopsida; Lamiales; Lamiaceae. Gene Ontology annotation, cellular component: alpha DNA polymerase:primase complex. Gene Ontology annotation, biological process: DNA replication, synthesis of primer; DNA replication initiation.
UCUUGAGCACUACUUUUGCUCUCUCUAUCGAUCGAUUUUCCCCCAUUCAUCUUCUACAUCCUGCUGCUACCAAACAGUUAAUUGGCUGUGUAAAUGGAAAUCAUCGGCUCACGCAGAAAAUCCUUUCUAUCUCCAGCAGGCCACGCCGCUCCGACUAUCCCGAUAUACCGCUCGGCGCCGGAGCUCGAAGUCCGGCUCGAGGAUUUUGAGCUGUAUGCUGUCCACCGCCUUCGAGUUCUCAAAGGAAUUUCAGAUGCACUAUCCCGUGGGAAGAAGCCAAAUGAGAUGGAAAAUGUGGUAAAGGAAUUAUUGAAGGUGCACAUGAGUCACCCAGAAGCAUCUCAAGUUAUGAACAAGGACAUCAUUUCCCACUUUGUUCUACGCCUUGUCUACUGCAGAGAGGAGGAAUUAAGGAAAUGGUUCCUUUCAAUGGAGACAACACUGUUUCGUUAUCGGUUUCUACUUGAAACUUCUGAGGCUCAGAUAGCAUUGAUGGCAGAGUUUGACCUGCCCUACAAAAUUAUAACCAAUGCAGAAUACGAGAAUGUUAAAGACAAAUUGAACAAAGUGGCACGCUCAAUGAAUUCCAGUGUUGAUACCAUAUAUUACAAGGCGCCAUUUGAAAAAGUUCCUGACCUUGUAGCAAGACGAGAAGUAUUUAUCAUGAAGGGGUAUGCUUAUGUUGCUAGGACUCAGGUGGUUUCCCUCAUUAUGACACAUUAUCGCAGCCAUCUUUCUAAAGCACUCAUACUAACCAACAGAAAAUGGACGUCUAUGAUCAGAGAGCAAGAGAAGGACCGCCUGACUCCUAUUGUCGAAGCCCUAUCCACAAGUUAUUUAGGUCCUGAUUAUAGCCAGCCAAAAGAUUUUGGAGAGAUAUCUCUUAGAGACAUUGAUCAAAUCGCCAGAAGUUCAUUUCCUCUCUGCAUGCGUUAUUUAUUUGAAAAGCUUAAGGAGGAUCAUCACUUGAAGCAUGGAGGGCGUAUGCAAUUGGGUCUUUUUCUCAAGGGUGUUGGACUCAAGCUGGAUGAUGCCCUUGCAUUUUGGAAAUCAGAAUUUUCCAAAAAGGUUGGUGCUGAAAGAUUUGACAAGGAAUAUGCAUACGGAAUACGACACAAUUAUGGAAAAGAAGGGAAGAGGACGGAUUACACACCCUAUUCAUGCCAAAAGAUAAUAUCAUCAACACCAGGUGUAGGGGAUCAUCAUGGGUGCCCUUAUCGUCAUUUAAGGGAGGAGAAUUUGAGAGCAGCACUUAAUAAUAUGGGAGUAGCUAACAGGGCACUUGAGGAUGUGAUGGAUAAAGUGCGGAAUAAACAUUAUCAGUUGGCAUGUACCUUAACAUUUGAAGCUGUGCAUGGAGCAUCUUGUGAUCAGGGAAUCAAUCAUCCAAAUCAGUACUACAGCGACAGCAAAACAAUUUUGGAAUCCAGGAAUAAUUCAAAAGGGACUUAGAUUGGAAGUCUCGGCAUCCAAAAAUUUCCCUUUUUUACGUGCGUGAGAUAUGUCGUGGUGCAAUACGAACACCGCUCCUGAUUACCCCAAGUUGCUUUCACUUUCCAUGAAUUUGUAAGUUGUAAAUCAGUUUGUGUAGGAUUUGAAGCAUCUUAUGAUUCUUGUCUCUGUAUUGUUUAGAUCAUGACUAAGACUUUAGCAUUUCACAACAUAACAUUUAAAAGAAGAGGUUUUAUUUAUUGGGUAGAAGUAACAAGAAAUUCUUCUUUUCAA